UACAACUCUCUCUCUCUCUCUCUCUCUCUCUCUCUUCCAAGUGCUUUGUCAUGGAAGUGAAAAUCACAUUUUUGCUUGCUGCUUCGUUCUUAUUACUCACUAGUCCUGAUUUUACAGCUACAGUUUUGGGAGAGGAAUUCUCAUAUUACAAGUUGGCACUCCAAUGGCCAAAUUCUGUAUGCAAUGUCGGUGUUCCUUGUUCAAAGAAACCCGAUGAGAUUAAAACGGACUAUCAAAGAUUUUUAAUACACGGACUGUGGCCUUUCUGGCCAAAUAAUUCUGCGCUAGCUCCUUGUCCGGGAAAUGAAUUGACAAGUAGCCAGGUGAAAGGUAUAAAAGAUUCGCUAAAAAAGUAUUGGCCAAACCUUCUUCGCCCAGAUGACUUUAGCUUCUGGAAGUACGAGUGGGCGACACAUGGUAGAUGCCUUGGUCUAGAGCCAUCCGUGUACUUCAAGGAUGCAAUUGAACUUAGAACACGCUUUAACGAUUAUAGUGGUUUAGAUGAACAAGGUUGUCGACCGAGCCCCAAUCCACACAAGCGGAUAACUAUCUACAAUUGAAAUGCAACAUGAGAAACGGUGGUUAUCAGCUGCUUGAGGUUUAUAUUUGCUUUGACCGUCAAAAGAAGGUUCGUGAUUGUCCAUUUCAGUACAUCCAAUGCGGUAACGAUGAUCAAGUAUCAGUUCUUUUCCCCACCAGCAAUACUGUGCGCCCAAUUAAUGGAACAUAAGAAAUAUCCUGCAUGUUAGUGGAUGACAAGUAGAAAUAGAGGAUUGUUUUCUCAUUUUUCAUGCUGAUCCAAAACUUCUGUAACACGCUGAACGCACAGACGGAAGGGUCUGGAAGUCUUCUAAGAGUGAAGUACGAAGCGCUGGAGAAGUACAAAGACAGACCCGAGAGCUUGAUCUAAGCUGAUUUAUGAACAACUGCAGAUUUUCUUGUUGAUUUUUCUGUUUUGCUGUUUGUGUGCUUCAAUUACAACUGUUGUGGUGGCUGAGAUACCCUUUUGAGUGGUCUAAAACAGGGUAAAUCAGUGACUAAGGUGGUGAGAGUUGAGAAGAAGGAAGAUUGAAUAUUUUCCUUACUGCUACAACAAGAUUUUCUGCACUGGUUUGGGAGUGUGCAUGUUGAUCUAUUGCUGUUUGUAUAUUUCUGUUUUCUUCAAUAACACAGUGGUUUAAGGUUAA
Juglans regia (Persian walnut) is the source of this 1187-nucleotide messenger RNA. Its product is annotated as intracellular ribonuclease LX-like. Gene Ontology annotation, cellular component: extracellular region. The record is from RefSeq and is a predicted model, not a curated record. The transcript is spliced from 5 exons. Gene Ontology annotation, molecular function: ribonuclease T2 activity; RNA binding. Gene Ontology annotation, biological process: RNA catabolic process. NCBI's taxonomy places the organism in Eukaryota, Viridiplantae, Streptophyta, Magnoliopsida, Fagales, Juglandaceae. Bases 51 to 560 code for a protein of 169 amino acids.